Messenger RNA from Sciurus carolinensis (gray squirrel), 1137 nucleotides. RefSeq names its product vomeronasal type-1 receptor 90-like. Gene Ontology annotation, biological process: G protein-coupled receptor signaling pathway. The coding region runs from base 1 to 1137 and encodes 378 amino acids. Gene Ontology annotation, molecular function: pheromone receptor activity. Lineage: Eukaryota; Metazoa; Chordata; Mammalia; Rodentia; Sciuridae. The record is from RefSeq and is a predicted model, not a curated record. Gene Ontology annotation, cellular component: membrane. The transcript is spliced from 2 exons.
AUGAAUGAGGGCCAGUUGAGCAAUGGUCAGAUCAGUGGGCUUGGGACUGUACUGGAGAAGAAAUGUGGGGUUGUGGAAGAGAAGCAGGAAGAUGUUGGCUAUGAUCCCAAUGACAAUUUGAGAAGAAAAGACAUGUCUUACAUUAAUAAAAAGACAUGUAUCCAUGAUUCCUUACCCCAAAAGAUGAGGAAAAGCAAGAAACUGAAUCGUAUUAUACACUUAAGAAACACCUUUUACUCUGAACUUGGAAUUGGGAUCUUGGCCAACACCAUCCUUUUUCUGUUCCAUCUCAUCAAGUUCCUCUUUGACAAAAGAAUCAAGAACACUGACUUGAUCAUUGGUCUCUUGGCCCUAAUCCACCUACUGAUGCUGCUCGCCAUGGGGUUCAUAGCUACAGACAUUCUUACAUCUCAGCAGGGUCUUUGGGAUGACAUCUCAUGUAAAUCAGUUUUCUACUUGUACAGGUUGAUGAGGGGCCUCUCCAUUUCAACCUCCUGCCUGCUGAGCGUCCUCCAGGCCAUCACUCUCAGUCCAAGAAACUCCUGUUUGGCAAAGUUCAAACCUAAAUCCCCACAUCAUACCCUGAGAUCUCUUCUUUUCCUGUGGGUCUUCUAUGUGUCAUUUAGUGCUCACUUCUCCAUCUCCACAGUUGACAAGUCCAAUGUGACCUCACAAGGACUUAUAUUUCUCAGUGAUUCCUGCACUGUCUUACCCAUGGGCUACUUCCUCAGCCAUUUAUUUUCCACACUGGGUAUAUUUCGGGAUGUCUUUCUUAUAGGACUUAUGGCACUUUUGAGUGGGUAUAUGGUGAUUCUCUUGUGCAGGCAUAAAAGGCAGGGCCAGCACCUUCACAGCAUCAGCCUGUCUCCAAAAGCCUCCCCAGAACAGAGGGCCACCAGGACCAUCCUGCUGCUGAUGAGUUUCUUCAUGCUCAUGUACUGUUUGGACUGCAUCUUCUUCUACUUCAGAACAAUGCAGAACAAUGGUACUGUUUUUCAUUCUAUCUCAAUGAUGGUGGCCAAUGGCUAUGCCACAAUCAGUCCUUUCAUUUUCAUUUGUACUGCAAAGCAAUGUAGUAACUUUUUGAAAAACUUUUUGGGAAGGACAGUGAAAGUGUUAUCAUUGUAUGAUGCAUAA